AAAGCACGGAGGCCCACUCGCCGGAUAUCCACACAGAAAGCAGCUCACUGGUUUUGUGGAUUAUCCAAAGCCACCCCUUCCCUCCCUCCCCACCACCACCACCACCACCCAACCACCCAAAGAAUAAAGAAAAAGAAACCACCCCCAGAAGUAUCUCCACCCCCGAAAAUAUCCAACUUCAAUUCAAAGAUGAUAAACCUCUCAUCAGCCCACUCCCCCGCCCCAACCUUCCUCUGUUUUGCCCCAUCCUCUCCAUGCCCCAAACCCCCCGCCAUCUCCUUCUCCCUCCUCAAACCCUCCUACUCCCCUCCCCCCAACCUCCAAUCCCUCCUCUACAUCGGGCCCCGCCGCCGCCGCCGCCGCCGCCGCUGCUCCCCCUCCGCCCCCCGGGCCAUCGCCGCCCUCAGCCUCGAGGGCACCCAGUCCGUCCUGGAGGCCGCCUCCGUCCUGGCCGCCAUCAUCCUCGUCCACGAGUCCGGCCACUUCCUCGCCGCCAGGCUCCAGGGCAUCCACGUCAGCAAGUUCGCCAUCGGCUUUGGCCCCGUCCUCGCCCGCUUCUUCGCCGACGGCGUCGAGUACUCCCUCCGCGCCUUCCCCCUCGGCGGCUUCGUCGGCUUCCCCGACGACGACCCCGACAGCGACAUCCCCACUGACGACGCCGACCUCCUCAAGAACCGCCCCAUCCUCGACCGGCUCCUCGUCAUCUCCGCCGGCGUCGCCGCCAACAUCGCCUUCGCCUACCUCAUCGUCUUCACCCAGGUCCUCACCGUCGGCCUCCCCGUCCAGGAGACCCUCCCCGGCGUCCUCGUCCCCGAUGUUCGCCCUGGCUCCGCCGCCGCCCGCGAUGGCCUCCGCCCCGGCGACGUCAUCCUCGCCAUCGAUGGUGCCCCGCCUCCUUCUGUGUCGGACCUGGUCGACAUCGUUAAGAUGAAUCCAAAGAGGAGCGUGGCGAUCAAGGUGGCGAGGGAUGGAAUACGAUCCUUGGAGCUCAAUGUCGUCCCCGACGAGAGCUCCGACGGGACCGGGCGGAUCGGCGUCCAGCUGUCGCCCAAUUUCAGGCUCUCCAAGCUCCGGCCGAGGAACCUCGCGGAGGCUACGACGUUCGCCGGGAAGGAAUUCCUGGGGUUGACAUCCACUGUCUUGGAUGGAUUGAAGCAGACAUUCUUGAAUUUCUCGCAGUCCGCGGGGAAGGUUUCGGGCCCGGUGGCCAUAAUUGCGGUCGGGGCCGAGGUCGCCAGGUCCAGCUCCGACGGGCUGUUUCAGUUUGCGGCUGUUAUCAAUCUCAAUCUUGCGGUGAUCAACCUUCUUCCAUUGCCGGCGCUCGAUGGCGGGUCCUUGGCUCUUCUGCUUGUGGAGGCUGCUAGAGGUGGGAGGAAGAUUCCCCGGGAGGUGGAGCAGCGGAUCAUGUCGUCUGGGAUUUUGCUGGUCGUUAUGCUCGGGCUCUUCCUCAUUGUUCGCGACACUCUGAAUCUUGAUUUUAUCAAGGAGAUGUUGUGAUUAGAGCUCUGGGAUGGGGACUCAGAAAUCAGAAGGUCGGAGGUUAUCAGACUGCGGAUUUACAAUGCUCGGUUUGCUGAAAAGUGCUGUCUACUUACUCAAUAGCACACUUCGGGGCUGUCUGGAUGCUUGAAGAUUUUAUCGGUUCAAUAAGAUCUUCCGGAGGGUUGAUACAUUAUGUAGGAGAAGCACAGAGAAGUGAAGCAAUUGAGCCUCUGAUAUCAAGAUUUUUAAGAAUAAUCAAAACCAUUUCAGAGGUGUUUUUAUCUGAUCCAGGGAAAAUGACAUUUUGCAUUCGAACAUGCCCUGAUCUCUUGAGACUCCUCUCCUUUUCGCUGCAUUUUCAGAUGAUGAAUUUUAUGGUGACAAAUAAUCCAUGGAUAGUCGACUCCAGCAUCCAAACAGCCCCUUCAGCUAAUUACAAUGCACUCUGCUGUUUAUGCAGAAUAGCUACUUCAAAUUCAUGAAACUUUGACUUGAAAAGGACUAGUGAAUUAUGUAGUAAUCAUCAUAUAUGGAGGAUAAGGAUUCAUUCCAUCAAUGAGGAUGUGAAUUUGUGAGUAAA
Molecule: messenger RNA, 2062 nt
Organism: Elaeis guineensis (African oil palm)
Lineage: Eukaryota; Viridiplantae; Streptophyta; Magnoliopsida; Arecales; Arecaceae
Product: probable membrane metalloprotease ARASP2, chloroplastic
Biological process (GO): proteolysis
Cellular component (GO): membrane
Molecular function (GO): protein binding; metalloendopeptidase activity
Source: RefSeq, a predicted model, not a curated record